Molecule: messenger RNA, 338 nt
Organism: Condylostylus longicornis
Lineage: Eukaryota; Metazoa; Arthropoda; Insecta; Diptera; Dolichopodidae
Gene: RpL29
Product: 60S ribosomal protein L29
Exons: 3
Coding region: 59-292 (77 amino acids)
Biological process (GO): cytoplasmic translation
Cellular component (GO): ribosome; cytosolic large ribosomal subunit
Molecular function (GO): structural constituent of ribosome
Source: RefSeq, a predicted model, not a curated record
UGACAAUACAACUAAUUUCUUUUCCGGUUUACCGUCAAAACAAAAGACUUCUUAUAAAAUGGCCAAGUCAAAAAAUCAUACAAAUCACAACCAAAACCGUAAAGACCAUAGAAAUGGUAUUAAGAGACCAAAACGUAGCAGACAUGAAUCUACUUUAGGUAUGGAUGUGAAAUUUUUGUGUAAUCAACGUUUUGCGAGAAAAGGAUGUACAUUGAGCGCAGCGGAGCAACAGCAAAAGCAUAAGGAACGUCUAGAAGCUAGAGCUGGGAAACCAAAACCAAUCAAGCUAUAAAUUUUAUGUAAAUAAAACAUAAGCCAAUAUAAAAAUACAAAACAAA